AUGGUGUGGGCAGACACCACCAAACUCGGCUGCGGCUGGACACAGUGUAGCGACAUGGGCGGUAUUCCUGCGGACUUUCUAGUCUGUUACUACUCUCCGGGGGGGAACUACCAGCUCCACGGGUGGACACUGCCACCCUACACCCGCGGGACACCCUGUUCCGCCUGCGCCUCGGACGAGAAGUGUGAGGGCGGCAGUCUGUGUGUGAAAGCCCCUCCGGUAGCUGAGCUGGCGGUGCGCCGUCCGUACGACAUGCUGAACACCAACGGGCACCAGGGCAGGUUCGCCACCAACGGGAUCGUCCGGAACGGAAUGAUGAACGAUCCGUACUACACCACGGCACGGAAACGGAAAGCUCUCCGGAGGAUUCCCAAGAGACAGAACGUGAUCCGGCCGUUCCGAUGCUGGGACGGACGCCUGACCAUCCCUCACCACUACAUCUGUGACGGCGACCAGGACUGCGAGGACGGCUCGGACGAAGUCGACUGCACGAGAAGUUGGUGCAAGGGCUACUACUGUCCGAGAAAGACUGGGAGGGUCAACUGUGUCCACAGUAAGAAGGAGUGCCGUGCCGUCAGGCGGACGUGGCGGCAAUGGCAGAAGGAGCAGCGGUCUAUCAGAAUGAGCUCCCUGCACGCCCCCACCCACUCCCCGCCAACAGAACAACAAGGCUCCGAGGAGUGCACGGAGGACAUGAUAGAAAGGUUAAAGAUAUUUUCUGUGGAGUAAGACAAUGAAA
This is a messenger RNA of Branchiostoma belcheri (Belcher's lancelet), 739 nucleotides long. RefSeq lists its product as uncharacterized. Bases 1 to 729 code for a protein of 242 amino acids. The record is from RefSeq and is a predicted model, not a curated record. Gene Ontology annotation, molecular function: protein binding. The transcript has 5 exons. Lineage: Eukaryota; Metazoa; Chordata; Leptocardii; Amphioxiformes; Branchiostomatidae.